Molecule: messenger RNA, 1713 nt
Organism: Phycomyces blakesleeanus NRRL 1555(-)
Lineage: Eukaryota; Fungi; Mucoromycota; Mucoromycetes; Mucorales; Phycomycetaceae
Exons: 8
Coding region: 10-1713 (567 amino acids)
Biological process (GO): phospholipid biosynthetic process
Cellular component (GO): endoplasmic reticulum membrane
Molecular function (GO): glycerone-phosphate O-acyltransferase activity; glycerol-3-phosphate O-acyltransferase activity
Source: RefSeq, a predicted model, not a curated record
CUCUUUAAAAUGUCAAAGGCUUCAUACGACAUUGCCCUAUGGUUGUUCAAUCUCAUGAUCGACAUCUUCUUUCGUGAGGUCCGACCAAGAGGAUCUCACAAGAUUCCUCAACAAGGACCUGUCAUAUUUGUAGUUGCUCCUCAUGCUAAUCAAUUUGUCGAUCCUAUCAUUCUUAUGCGAGAAUGUAAAAGACGCGUCUCAUUUCUCAUAGCCGAGAAAUCUAUGCAUCAAAAAGGAGUUGGUACUUUUGCUCGAAUGGUCAAUGCCAUUCCCGUUAUUCGUCCCCAAGAUUCAGCUAUUCCCGGAAAAGGUGUUAUCCACCUCGAUCGUGAAUAUUCUCUGUUAAUUAAUGGAACAGACACCGAAUUUCUAUCGCAGCUGAAACCAAGAGAUUCAAUUGUCUUGCCUGGUGGAGCGGGAGUAGCUGAAGUGGCCAGGAUAGUCUCUGAUACCCAACUUGAGCUGUGCAAAGAAUUCAAAGCACUCAAAGCAAUCGAUUUACUGACAAACUCGGCCAAUGGAACAAAAUAUAAGUGUAUGCCUCAUAUUGAACAAGGAUCUGUCUAUGAGCAAGUCUAUGAACAGCUAUAUCGUAAUGAAUGCAUCACUGUGUUCCCCGAAGGAGGAAGUCAUGAUCGGGCCGAGAUUCUCCCUCUCAAAGCGGGUGUAACAUUGAUGGCUUUGGGCGCUAUGGCGAAAUAUCCUGGGCUUGAUGUCAAGAUUGUACCCUGUGGACUUAAUUAUUUCCAUGCCCACCGAUUUCGUUCUAGAGCUGUAAUUGAGUUUGGUACUCCAUUGACUAUAUCAACUGAAAUGGUCGAUAUGUACAAAUGUGGUGGAAAUGACAAGAGAGAUGCAUGUGGAAAACUUUUAGAUACAAUAUAUGGUGCUCUCAAGAGUGUCACGGUCAAUGCGGGAAGUUAUGAAACACUUAUGUUGAUUCAAGCAGGCAGGCGUCUAUACAAGCCUGCACACCGCAAACUACGCAUCUCUCAGGUUGUGGAUCUCAAUCGCCGCUUCUUGAUAGGCUAUAAUUUAUUCAAAGAUGACCCCAAGGUUAUCGACCUCCAACAAAAAGUAUUGGCCUACAAUCAGUUACUCAAAUACCAUGGGAUCAAAGACCACCAGGUCUCCAAAACAAGUGUACGUGGUAGACGACGCACAGCCGGUCUAAUUCUGAAGCGUAUAUGCAUAAUCACCUUAUUGGCCUUGUGGGCAUUUCCAGGUGGACUUUUGAACCUCCCGGUAGCUAUAUUGGCUAAAGUGAUCAGUCAGCGAAAAGCAGCAGAUGCCUUGAAAGGCUCGACAGUCAAAAUCGCAGGAAGAGAUGUAUUGGCAACAUGGAAGCUUUUGGUUGGUCUGGUGGUACUACCGACGCUCUAUGCAUUUUACAGUUUCAUAAUGCUAGUUGUCGUGCUCCAGACCAAUCUAGAUCCUGUCUGGAAAUGGCUUCUUCCUAUCGCCACAUGGAUUCUUCUUCCAUUUGUAUCCUACGCCAGUCUACGCUUUGGUGAAAUUGGUCAUGAUAUGGUCAAGUCACUCAAACCAAGUAUCAUGGCGCUGUUGGAUUCUGAUGCAGCCAAAACCCUAUGCAUCAACCGAGAGACCCUUUCACGUGACAUCACAGAUCUUAUUAAUGAAUAUGGUCCCAGAGUAUUCCCUGAUUUUGAUGGUGUGUGGUAUAUUGAUAUUAUUUUGGAAGAAAAUCAAUAA